This is a messenger RNA of Meloidogyne enterolobii, 693 nucleotides long. The record is from the annotation of a GenBank genome assembly. Lineage: Eukaryota; Metazoa; Nematoda; Chromadorea; Rhabditida; Meloidogynidae.
GAUAUGGAUAUUCAAUCAGAUUCAAUCCAACCAUCAGAACAAUUAACCAAGGACCAAACAGAAGAAGAACAACAAAAUACUUCAAUAGCUGCCACAAUAUUACAAAUGGCUGCAAAUAAUGUUUUCAAUUUAGCAAUGCCUUCAAUGGAAAAUUUAACAAAUUCAAUGAUUAAUCCCGUAUUUUUGGCUAUGCUUUCAGCAUUAAAUAAUUCUGAUAACAAUAUUUCUCUUCCUUCUUUUAUUCAAAAUAAUGAGGAAGAGGAAGAAACUAAUUUAUUGUCCUCACUAAACAUUCCUACAGUAAAUGAAACAGAAAAUUGUGCAACAACCUCUUCCCCUACAAAAAUUGAAGAAACCAACAAAGAUAACGACAAAAAAAGCCCUAGCAAUUCACCCAAACAAGAUUUACAAAUUUUCAAUAAUUCGAGUUCAAAUUCUCCUAAACUUGACUUUUCUUGUUUAUCUGAACAAUUUCAAAACCAACAACAAGAACAACCAUCAGCAUCUACUUCAUUUUUUUGUUCGCCUCAAUUACAAUUUCUUCAAUUAUUCCAAGCAAACCAACUUUCCCUCCAAAAUGAUCUAAACAACCCCGAAAUUUCAGAAGCCCCUAUAAUUGAAGAAAAUCAACAAAUUAAUUUAAAUUCGAGUUGUUUUGGAAAUAAAAUUAAAAGUUUAAAUAAAAUUUUCUAA